AUUACUGACUGACUUUUGACGAAUUUGUAUUCAAAACUCCAAGUAUGUUUUAAUUAAGGAUAUAUUGCUUUAAAAGAAGUUGAAUAAAUAUAAAGCAUUGUUUUGGUCCAAUUCUCGGUCGUACAAAUCAUGUCAAGGAUACUAAGAAAGGAAAUCUUUUGUGGAUUUGGUGGACUUCGUCCAAAUGUAUACAAAUCAGAUAUAAUGUCUCUAAAAAGAUUUUCUGCUUCUUACGAGCCAAGUCAAUCUGUUGUACAGGAAUCCAAAGCUCGAUUGAUGCAAGCUGGAUAUGCGCCUGAAAAAGCGAGAGCAUUCACAAAAUUAAUGCAAAGAAUUACUGCAGAAGCAUUGACUGAGUUGGAAAAAAACAUUGGAUUUAAGACGAAGCAAGAGUCUGUGUCUUUUCAGCAGAAAAAGACGUUUAUUCAAAUCAGAAAGUAUUUAGAAGCCAUUGAAGAGCAAGAGUUUGACAAAGUUAGGAGGAACUCGCAAUCGCUCGUAGGGGAAGUUGAAAAAAUGAAAUCGUCUGUCCGGGACGAUGUCAAGACAUCACUAGCAGAAGUACGAUUAACUCUUAACUUGGAAAAAGGACGAAUGAAAGAUACAGGGAUUAAGAGAAACAAUUCGGUUUAUGACACGGAGCAAAAGAUAUAUAAGGAAGUAGAGCUAUUAGCUGAUGAAAUCAAGAGCAUGAAGGUUCAAACUAAUCAGUGGUUUAUGGGAUUUUUGGGAAUUCUGUCAUCGGUUCUACUUGCAAUUUUAUUUUACUUUUAAUUGAAGUACCUGUACUUUAGCACGCAAGAAGAUUUAUUGAUAUACUCUAUUUUUUUAUGAAACGAAACCCCCAAAAGCCUAGUCUUAUUGCUAGAAUAAAAAUAAUUUAUCAUAUAUUAUAUUUUUGAAAC
Messenger RNA from Schizosaccharomyces cryophilus OY26, 905 nucleotides. RefSeq names its product DUF1640 family protein. The record is from RefSeq and is a predicted model, not a curated record. Lineage: Eukaryota; Fungi; Ascomycota; Schizosaccharomycetes; Schizosaccharomycetales; Schizosaccharomycetaceae. The coding region runs from base 130 to 774 and encodes 214 amino acids. The transcript is spliced from 2 exons. Gene Ontology annotation, cellular component: mitochondrion.